AUGGCACAUUCAAUGAGCUUGAUCUCUAUCGGCCUCACAUUUGAUCCGAUACCUAAAACUAAAGUCAGUGUGCGUGGAAGGUUAAAUCCAAGAUCUUCAGCACGGCUUCAAAUUCGGGCAGUGCAGGAAAACGGUGGACAACGGAGACUAGUGGACAUUAUUAGACUCGUGCCUGACCUCUCAAAGAAUUACUUUAGAAGUCCCUCCCGCAGAACUUUGUUUGGUGGAAUCUCCUUGUUGGGUGGAUUUUACGUUGCACAAACGAUUUCACUGUCUUUUGGAGCUCUUGGAGUCAAUGAUGUUAUUGCGGCAGUGGUAUGUGUUCUCCUUACCGAGUAUGUGACUAAGUUCUAUUACAGCCGGCCAAAAGUUACUUUCCCUGUUGCUCUCCUCAACAACUUCAAAAUGGGCUUCACUUAUGGUCUUUUCAUUGAUGCCUUUAAGCUUGCCAGUUGA
Vicia faba (fava bean) is the source of this 456-nucleotide messenger RNA. The record is from the annotation of a GenBank genome assembly. NCBI's taxonomy places the organism in Eukaryota, Viridiplantae, Streptophyta, Magnoliopsida, Fabales, Fabaceae.